Messenger RNA from Venturia canescens, 2721 nucleotides. RefSeq names its product sodium channel protein Nach-like. Gene Ontology annotation, molecular function: ligand-gated sodium channel activity. NCBI's taxonomy places the organism in Eukaryota, Metazoa, Arthropoda, Insecta, Hymenoptera, Ichneumonidae. The record is from RefSeq and is a predicted model, not a curated record. Gene Ontology annotation, biological process: sodium ion transmembrane transport. Gene Ontology annotation, cellular component: plasma membrane. The coding region runs from base 1078 to 2589 and encodes 503 amino acids. The transcript is spliced from 6 exons.
GUUGCCAUUACAGUACGCGACACAUCGGCUGCUACCCAUACACGACGUUCGUGUAGACAGAUGGUGCUGCUCUCUCGUGCGCUGAGCGUUAAGCGAUGCUCAUCGUGUUACAGAUUUUUCGGUUAGCGACUGCAAUCGGUUAUCAACAGAAGCAGAACACUUUCGCAGUCAAAACAUUAAUUUAUAAUCAUAUCAAUGUUUUCAAUAAUAUUAAACUUAAAACUUUCGAAAAUCCGUACAAUUCAACUUUUGAGUGAUUCUUUUCCACGUGACAAAUCGAUAUUCCCACAAUAUCGAUUUAUAUCACACGACAAAAACGCGCGACAUUGGAUUUCAGGGAAGAUACGAGGGUGUAAAUAAAGCGAGCAGCACUUAUAUAUAUCGGUCAUCCGAACUCAAAUGGAAUACGAUCAACGACAAAACUCCCCCUAAUCUAUUAUAAAUAAAACGAGCUAACCGGAAAAAACAACUCGUAUUCACUAUUUAUUAAAAAGAAAAAGAAAACAAAAACAAAGAAUCGAUAAUUAGAAAAAUUGUGCUCAUAAUUAUAUACACGUAGUUUUGACUUUUUUAUGAUUAUGGAUGGCCGCACUGAUAAAAAACUGCAAACGAUCUUUCUCACGUUCGAGGAAUCAAAUAAAGUAAAAACGAUUCAAGCGUCAUUAUAUACACGUGACAGAAAUUUCUCAGCUCCCGAAUAACGUUCGUAAUUUUUGCCGAGAAAUUUCAGAUAUGCAUCCGCUUCUUGGAAGUUAGCGGGAAAUAUUUUCUUGUCGUCCAAUAAUAUAAUUAAUGAAAAAAAAAUCAAUAAAUUAUCAGCUGUGAGGUGUUUUGACAAGGGAUUUUUUGUUUACGUGGCAAACGCGCUCGAAGGGUGCGUGUUUAGAUAAAAAUCAGGUGAAAUGAGAUUGUGAUCGCAAUGACAGUGUGGAACUACGAUCAAACAAGUGUAUUUGUAUCGAUUUGUUGGAGGAGCACUUCUCUCCUUCGAGACCAGCGAUAUCGCAGUUUUCAUAUUAGUCCUCGAGAACCUUUCCUCCGAGGAAAUCGUACGAAUGUGGCUUAUACGGCGUCGAUAUGAAAACCGCCAUAAGUUUUGACAGUCAAAAAAACAUCGCUAAUCGUGAAGACAGUGAGCAAAAUACCUGGCAAAUUUUGAAACACGUUUACCACGAAUUCGCUGCAAAUUCAACCGUACACGGCAUCAAGUACACGUCUCAAGCUAAAUCUGCAGUUGGAAGAUGUCUGUGGCUCCUGAUUGUCGCCCUCUCGAUAAUAGCUGCUUCUCAACUAGCGAAAGAAUUUUACGAGAAACACGAAUCGGCGAAUAUGCGUACCUUGGUUAUAACGAAUCAGUACCCAAGCUGGCAGCUCGGUUUACCGGCAAUAACGUUCUGUCACUCCGAUGUUGCGGCCAAGCAUCGAUUGGUGUCUUCAGCGUUUACUAAAAAGCACAUACGGUACCCUUUCGGUCUCAACUCUUCGGAUCUUAUAAAAAGUUUGAAACAUCUCUCCAUCGGAAUAUUACCGAGUAAUCAGUUCGAAAAAGAGCUGUACGCACUGGACAGAAUACUUUUCGCAAAUAAAAUGGAAUUGGAGAAAUUAGUGGAAAUCGUGCGACCGAGAUGCCGCGAUUUUCUCGUAAUGUGUCUAUUCGAGGGUAAAGCCGUCAACUGCGAAAGUAUUAUUUCGGAGAGUUACACGCCUUAUGGCAUUUGUUGCUCUUUCAACUAUGCUUACAAUAAAAAUGAACGCAGAUGGAAUAUCUCAGGAAACGAUUAUUACACCGUGACUUAUGGGGGUCGAUACAUUUUGUCUUUUUUGUUAAAAUCAAACGGUCCGAACGACAGAAUUUCAUCGAUAAUGUACGGGGAUGGUAUUAAAGUUUUGAUUCACGAUAGAAAAACGUAUCCGGGUACGUCGGCGAUGGAAUUUAUUGCAGCGACAGGACAAGAGACCGUGGCCCGGUUGUACGGUCGCCGUUUGACAGCAAGCCAGGAAGUCUUGGACAUGAAACGCGAAGACCGUGGGUGCGAGCGCUCGAGGGAAACGGAGGAUUUUUAUCGCGCAGACAAUUGUUAUGCCAAAUGUCAGGAAAAUAUAUUUUGGCAUUUUUGCGGUUGCCUGCCUUUUUUCUCCUACGAACGGCGCCCCUAUCAAGCCUUUUGCAAUAUCACCCACAUCUCGUGUCUCACUCGAAUUAAACCGAAAGCCUACUCUUUGGUACUCAACGAUCCAAACUGUGGCUGUUUGCCGGACUGCGAAAACUCCAUGUACUCUUUGACCACGACUUCACUACCGUUCAACGCUCCACAAUUCAAUCCUUCACCAUUCUAUAAAAAAGCGAGCAAGCUUACAAACCCUACUGCCAUACACGUUACAUAUUCGGAACAAUCUGCGAUGCUACAACGCCGAGAACUCGUCCUUUCCUGGAUCAACCUCGUUUCUUCUCUGGGGGGCGUAUUCAGUCUUUUCCUUGGCUGCAGCUUCGUCUCGAUAAUUGAGAUAAUUUACUUCUUUGUCAUUUACUUUGGUAUGAAACUACGAGAAGCUCGCCAAGCAAGGAUAAAUAGUUUCAGGACUGCGUGAGUGUCGAAAAAAUAUAUUGACCAGUCUGGAUAAUCAACAGUAGCCUUAAAAUAUAAACAAGAUUCCUUAUAGAAAUGUAGUAUAUUAAUAAUCGAGUGGCAAAUUAAAAUAUACCAUUACGAUGUAAAUUAA